UUGCGCCAAAUUAAUUUGUCUUUCGUUCACACUAGUGACAUGUCCACUUCACAAAGAAUUCAACAGUUGAUCGCUUCAGCUUUUGUAGUAGUUUUUUCAAAGUCCUAUUGUCCUUUCUGUGAUAGAGUGAAGCGUAUUUUUCGGACUUUAGGAGUAUCUUUCAAAGUAAUUGAAUUGGAUCAGGAAAAGGACGGUGCAGCUAUGCAGACUGCUCUAUAUGAAUUGACAAGACAGAGAACAGUUCCAAAUGUCUUCAUUGAUGGACAACACGUGGGUGGCUGUGAUCAGGUAAUGGAACUAGAAAGAAAGGGAGCUUUGAAAAAGUUACUGGAGCCUGCAUUAACAGUUUAAAUAAAAGUCUCGCGCUAAACUAUGGUUUUAUUAAAAGAGCCAAAGCUGUG
This is a messenger RNA of Galdieria sulphuraria, 401 nucleotides long. RefSeq names its product glutaredoxin. The record is from RefSeq and is a predicted model, not a curated record. Gene Ontology annotation, biological process: cellular response to oxidative stress. NCBI's taxonomy places the organism in Eukaryota, Rhodophyta, Bangiophyceae, Galdieriales, Galdieriaceae. Gene Ontology annotation, cellular component: cytoplasm. The transcript is spliced from 3 exons. Bases 40 to 351 code for a protein of 103 amino acids. Gene Ontology annotation, molecular function: glutathione disulfide oxidoreductase activity.